AUGAUGGCUACACCUUCGCAAACGUCAGAGACGCCUGCAGCGUCUACGACGUCUAAGAAGUCGUCGAUUACCUCAGAUCCAGAGCUCUCAACAGCCGACAAGACCGAUGUCAAGAUCGUUGGGGCUUGGGUCAACAAAGCUCAUCUGGUCUCCGACCUCAGUAUGCUAGAGAGUGGCUCGUUUUCCGAUUUCACUGUGAUCUGCGGAAAACAAGAGUGGAAGGCGCAUAGACUUGUUCUGAGCCGCUGCUCUUACUUCAAGCCGAUUGUUUCUGAGCAAAGCGGCUUCAAGGAGACAGUCGAGUCCAGCAUCACAAUCAAUGGUUUCGAGCCAUUCGAGAUCGAUUGGCUGCUCCAUUACAUCUACAGCCUGCAAAUCGAUUGCGACCAAGCUCAGGCGAGCAGCCCACGCAAUUCGUACCUUGAAACCUGCGUCCUUCUCUGGAGUCUCGGAAACCUUUUCUGCCUUGCAGCGAUCUGUCAGCAGACCCUGAACCUGUUGACCGCCCGAUGUAAGAAGCUAUACAUCGAAUCUCGAUCAAUCUCUGUCACAAUCAAUAAAAUCAGCUUCUUGCCUGAUAUCGAAGCCGGCAUCCGCGCAGCAUGGCGCGCUGACCGGGUCGCGGGGCCGGCGCGCAAACAGCUCUUGACUGUAUGCUGCGGUCUUCACCCAGUUCUAGGAGAUCAAGAAUCAUUUAUCAGUCUUCUAGAAGAAGUUCCUGAGUUCGCUACCGAAUUUUUGAAAGCUCUUCUGGGAUAUCCUGGGAUGCAGGCAGGCAGCUCGGCGCUUCUAAAACCCGUUUGUCACCAAUGCAAAUCCCCCGUACUCGAUCCAAAGCAGGGAGAUGGUAAGAAAUUCCUCCAGGGCACCUUCAUUUCGACACCGUUCUCAGUGAGCAUAUACAGUGGAGGUUGUGCUUUCUACUGCUCCAAGAAAUGCUACAACAAAGGCCGUCUCAGCUCCUGGAAGUACCCAGACAAGCCUGAGGAGGUGCAAGCUGAGGACACAAGUGGCGGUGUGCUUUAA
Molecule: messenger RNA, 1026 nt
Organism: Diaporthe citri
Lineage: Eukaryota; Fungi; Ascomycota; Sordariomycetes; Diaporthales; Diaporthaceae
Exons: 4
Coding region: 1-1026 (341 amino acids)
Biological process (GO): proteasome-mediated ubiquitin-dependent protein catabolic process; regulation of proteolysis
Cellular component (GO): cytoplasm
Molecular function (GO): ubiquitin protein ligase binding
Source: RefSeq, a predicted model, not a curated record